AUGUCGUCGGGAGAAGCCACCAUCCGCCUGGCGACGCCUGAAGGCAAGUUCUCCCUUCUUCCCGCAUUCUCACCCAGAUUCAUCCGCGAGCUCGCCGACUACGAAAAAGCCCUCCAUGAAGUCGAAGCAACCGAAGAAUCUCUCCUCGCGACCCUGUCCUUCCCCGACAGCACUCCCAAGCGAGGCUCCGUGUACACAGCCCUGGUCGUCCCUCCGGCCACAUUGGAGAACGCGUCGCCGAAACCUGUCGGCAUGGCGCUGUACUUCUACAACUACUCCACCUGGCGCUCGGCUCCGGGCAUCUACCUCGAGGAUCUCUACGUGCAGCCCAGCGCCCGCGGCAACGGAUACGGAUUCAAGCUGCUCAAGUGGCUCGCCGCGAAGGUUUUGGAGGUCAAUGGACGCCGGCUGGAGUGGAGUGUUCUCAAGUGGAACGAGCCCAGCAUCAAGUUCUACAAGCAGGUUGGGGCGCAGGCCAUGGAGGAGUGGAUGAAGAUGAUGGUGGAUGGAGAUGCGCUGACCAAGCUGGCGGAAGGAGUAUAA
This is a messenger RNA of Aspergillus clavatus NRRL 1, 543 nucleotides long. Its product is annotated as GNAT family N-acetyltransferase. The record is from RefSeq and is a predicted model, not a curated record. NCBI's taxonomy places the organism in Eukaryota, Fungi, Ascomycota, Eurotiomycetes, Eurotiales, Aspergillaceae. The coding region runs from base 1 to 543 and encodes 180 amino acids. Gene Ontology annotation, molecular function: N-acetyltransferase activity. The transcript has 2 exons. Gene Ontology annotation, biological process: protein acetylation.